AUGAACCGACUAGCUUUCGCAUCUCGGCGCGCAGCCGCACCAUCGCCAGCAUUCCGAGCCGCGACAGCAUCUUCUUCAUCCUUUAGUCUACGACGCCCCUACAGCAACGGCAGCACAUCGGCCCCCAAAUCCGCCGAAAAAGCCAGCGCAACCAGCGGCGGAUCCCGCAGCAAAGACGCAGCCUCACAAGCGUCGUCUUCGUCGCCUUCCUCUUCAUCCACCAGCCCAACAGAAGGCGUAAUCCCCGACGGCCUCUCCAACGGCAACGCGCUAGGCCGCACAGGCGGGGGCAAGCCGCUGAACAGCUCGCGCGACCCGCCGGCGCAGCCCAAGAUCAGCAAUGCGAGCGUGCCGGGGGAGAAGGCGAAGCUGAGCGCGGAGCAGCAGGCGGAGGUGGAUAGGCACAAUGAGGAGUUUGAGAAGAAGCAUGGGAUGGCGGAGGCGGCGGGGGAUGAUAAGGUGGAUAAGGGGUUUUGGAGUGGGCGGGGGGGGAGGAAGUAA
This is a messenger RNA of Dichotomopilus funicola, 501 nucleotides long. RefSeq lists its product as uncharacterized. Bases 1 to 501 code for a protein of 166 amino acids. NCBI's taxonomy places the organism in Eukaryota, Fungi, Ascomycota, Sordariomycetes, Sordariales, Chaetomiaceae. The record is from RefSeq and is a predicted model, not a curated record. The transcript has a single exon.